UGGGCUGGUUACCGAUUUAGCGUCAAAAUGGCGAACAUGAAACCUUGGCUUAACGAACAUGGAGCAAUUGUCGAUUUUACCGACCAGGCUCCUUCUCCAUGCAAAGAUUUCUUUCACCUUUUUAUGACACCAACGGAAGUUAUUUACAGAUUAUGGAAAGUUGUUCCCCCAACGCGUUCAGAUUCCAAGAACCCGCCGUCAGAAGUAAAAGACAGUCACGAAGAUUUUUUAUUAGAUGAAAGACUUCACAGUGAAAUUCAAAGAGUUGCAGGAUCUAAUACUCUGGACUAUUUGACAAAUCUGUGUCAUGGAAAAAUUGACUAUUUACCAAGGUUACCAGAUCGGGUUCUUUCACAACUAAUAUUUAUGUUGGAUUUGGAAGAUAUUGCUCGUCUUAGUCAAGUUUCAAAACAAUUUAGAAAACUAUGUAAUUCUGAUGAAUUAUGGAAGAAAAUUUAUAGAGCCAACAGUGAAAGUUCGAUAACUCCAGAAGUGGUAUCUUUAGCUGAUACGAUUGGUUGGAAGAAAUUAUUCUACACCAAUAAAUUACAACUUCAAGUUCAGUUACGAAGACAGAGAACCAAUGAUGGAACAGUUCCAAACACUGCCUUUAUUACUCAGAAAUAACUUCCAGUUUUCAGCAGCAGCCAUUUUUAAAAUGGCUGAGCUUGUGAUAAUUAUUUUAUGAUAUUGGACUUCUAUUGUUUAACCCUAUAGGCCUCGACUCACAUCAAUAACUGCCAUCUUCUUACAAUACAGAAAUCUAUUCCAUUAUCUCGGGCAGAUCAAAGCAGUCCAAGGGACAGUAGUAGUAGUUUCUGGCUGACAACGGAUGUACAGGCCCAAGUUCAAAAAGCAUUCUCAGGCUUAAGUUACGAAUUUACUCAAAAUUUUUCGCUUUAUUUUAAUUAAAAUAUAGCCCUUUAUAAAACUUUUGUUGUUUUAAUGUAUCAAAUACGUCAAUAAGAAACUAUGUGUUUCUGGAUCAAAGAUAUUUCUCAAACAAUGAUUGAAAGAUGCGUAAAUUCUUAAGUCUGAGAAUGCUUAGUGAACUCUGGCCAGGUAUGGAAUAUAUCACUUUUGUCUAAUUGGUAGUCAAUAUUUAUCAAGUGCUAACAAGAGUAAACCUUCAAUAAACACAAUAACGUACAUGAACAAUUAGAGUAUUGAAUUGCUGAUUUAACCCUUUAAUACCCGACUCACAGAACCAAGACUCAAAACUAAAUUUUCAGCCAAAAUUUAAAGUCUCCAGUCCCAAUCGUACCUUUAUCCUGACAGUAUAUAAUCUAACUUUAUAAAAGUCAAAUUUUGUGUGUGACCAUAUAUAUAUAUAUAUAUAUAUAAGGGUUAAAGGAUCGUUUAUACUGAGCGUGAACACAGAGAUUGCCUCCAUAAAGAAUUAUUAGAAACCGUCAGAGUGCGAUGUCAAAAGGCAUACAUGGCCAAAUCUUCAAUGAACAACUUUCAUCUGUGAAUUUCCUUGUGUAAUUUACUAAUUUCAGUACUAAUGAUGAUUCACGCGGAAAGGCACUGUGGUCAUGCUCAGUAUAAAUGGCCUUUUAAAAGUUAAGAGAGAAUUGUUUAAAGUUAUUAAAUGCCUUUGGUGUAAAAUGUAUAAAUUCUUUUAUGUACAAACAAGUAUUAUUGGUAGACGCCUUAAUUAAUUUUACUUUUAAAAAGCCAAAUUUAACCAAGUUGUACAUUGUUAUUUAAGGGAGAAACUAUUUUUGAAUAUAUUAAGUGCAUCCUAUUUUAUUUUUGUGCUUUGUGAUUUCAUUACUAUUUUUAAAUCUUGUUAAAGUUAUUAUUAUGUUAAUCUGGCACAUUUGCUGUGAUUUAAACACGUUUCAUAU
Molecule: messenger RNA, 1853 nt
Organism: Patella vulgata (common limpet)
Lineage: Eukaryota; Metazoa; Mollusca; Gastropoda; Patellidae
Product: F-box only protein 36
Exons: 2
Coding region: 28-627 (199 amino acids)
Molecular function (GO): protein binding
Source: RefSeq, a predicted model, not a curated record